Tribolium castaneum (red flour beetle) is the source of this 4440-nucleotide messenger RNA. RefSeq names its product NFAT nuclear factor (gene NFAT). The coding region runs from base 280 to 3426 and encodes 1048 amino acids. Gene Ontology annotation, molecular function: RNA polymerase II cis-regulatory region sequence-specific DNA binding; DNA-binding transcription factor activity, RNA polymerase II-specific; transcription factor binding. Gene Ontology annotation, cellular component: transcription regulator complex. Gene Ontology annotation, biological process: regulation of transcription by RNA polymerase II. The transcript has 9 exons. Lineage: Eukaryota; Metazoa; Arthropoda; Insecta; Coleoptera; Tenebrionidae. The record is from RefSeq and is a predicted model, not a curated record.
UCUCGUUCAGUUCACGAGAAUCUGCUAAGUGGAUUGGUGCAACUAUACUUAGUUUAUCAGUGUUUGCAUUAUCAAUUUUUUUCGAAAGCAAUGAUUGUCAAAAAGUUGAGGAACCAAGUUUAGUGCUUUUAAGUGAUUUUAUUCAAAUUUUUUCGUUGAUUUAAAUUUAACGUGAGUUUCAUUUUAAAUCUAGUCUACUGUGAUCUCUGUAGUAUUUGACUGUGAUAUUUUUAUUUGAUUUUGUUAGUAAAAAUAACUGUGAUAUAAGGCAAUUUAAAAAUGACUUUAUGCACAAUUCCAACGGUCGGCGUGCGAUCCCAGGUUCGCGAAAGACGUCCUGGACGGCCCCCGAGUGGAAAACGUCUUGCCAUGGUCAGAGAUAUGCCAGCGAAAGUGAGAUCGGCGUUCAGACGCAGUCUGGACCCAUGUGAUAAUUCCAACGACAGCGGCUUAGGUUUUGACCACCAUGCGGAUCCCCUUCAUCUCAAUAGUAUGUCCGAACGACUUACCUGGAACGGCGAACGGGCCGAACCCAAGAGACUCAAAAUGGACAUAAAAUUAGAAAAUGAAGACGUCAAUGAUAGAUAUUGUUUUCCUGACACGCUGAGAAGUUGCAAAGACAGCACAACGUUGAUCCGCACGGCGCCUGCCGGCUCAAUCCCUUCCUUAAGUAUGAACAACAACCAGACGAGUUCUUCGGGCCGGGCAGUCCCCCGAUGUAUCCCUCUAUCAAAUCGGCAGCCCUCCUCAUCUCCCGUUCCUCUCACCACUCAAUUAAGUACGACUUCCAAAUACGCAUCCGAAGUGAGUCUGACGAUCGUCAAACAGCCCGAGCAGCAGCACAGAGCGAGGUACCAGACGGAGGGCAGCCGGGGCGCCGUCAAAGACCGCGAAGGGAACGGAUUUCCCGUCGUGCAAUUGGUGGGCUACUACCAGCCCACAACAUUACAAGUAUUCAUCGGAACGGACGUAGGCAAAGUAGCACCUCACAUGUUUUACCAAGCGUGCAAGGUCAGCGGCAAAAACUCGACCCCGUGCGUUGAGAAGAAAAUCGACGGCACGUGCGUGAUCGAACUGCAGUUGGAUCCGUCGAAAGAGAUGAGCGCGACGUGCGAUUGCGUUGGGAUUUUGAAAGAGCGAAAUGUCGACGUGGAGCACAGGUUUCCCGACCAGCUGGGGAACAGGAGCAAGAAGAAGUCGACGAGGUGUCGCAUGAUCUUCAGAACGACGCUGACGCAUGACGACGGCACGGUGGAGACGCUGCAAGUGUGCUCGCAACCGAUCGUGUGCACACAACCGCCCGGAAUACCGGAAAUCUGCAAAAAAUCGCUCACUUCGUGCCCUGCCAGCGGAGGCUUGGAGCUGUUCGUUCUGGGUAAAAAUUUUCUCAAAGAUACUAAGGUUCAUUUUCAACAAAUCGACGACGACAGACACAUCCGGUGGGAACAAGCCGUUGUUCCCGACAAGGAAUACCUGCAACAGACACAUUUCGUUUGCGUAAUUCCGCCGUACCGUAGACCCGACAUUACCGAGCCUGUAACAGUCAGGUUAUGCGUGGUCUCUAGCGGCAAAACUAGUGAGCCUCACCAGUUUGUAUAUACCCCUGUUAAUGGGGCUAUACCGAGCGUUCACGUUGAUCCUCCGCCUGCUACCACGCAAGCGCCCUUUUUUAACAAGAUGCUUUGGUCGUCGAAUAUCAGCAAGCGCGAGCAAGACUUGGGCAUGAUGCCCCCGCCAGAGUCCAGUCUGGUCCCCAUGGCGUCGCGACGCCCUUCCAUCAGCCUGCCCUCCACAAGCGACAACCUUUCGCCCCCUUUGCGCACCCUCAAGCAGGAGUACAUUGACGAGAACAGCCAAGGUUCCAUCGACCAUUCCGAACGCUACAGACACAUCUCGGAGAGUUCCCUCGACGUCCAUCCCGGCGACUCCAACAUGUCCAUGAUCAACGAAAACUCAAUCGACAUGCUGAGCCACAACAACAUGAUCAACGAAAACUCAAACAUGAGCGUCAGCAACGACGAAAUCAUGGUGCGCAGAGGCUCAAUCUCGCGCAGCGUUUGCGAAAACUCGAUGGACGUCAACUUGAGCAACUCGCAAAUGUCGGACAACUCCUGCAGUAACGUCAUGCAACAUUGCAGUAACUCAGUCGUAACGGACCGCUUAGUAUUAUCCCAACCGGUCCUAAUGCAGAACAUGCUAGUUUCGGGCGCGACUGCCGAAGAAUUGAAAGUCAUGGACUUGCGCAUGAAAAUGCCAAUGGCCACAGUGGCCGACUUGGGCAACAGCAGCGCCCCCUCAAUGGCCACGUUACAGAGCUUCGGCGUAACGGAAGCCAACAAUGCCCCACUGCCAGCGCAAAGCGCCCAAAGUGUCGAAAACUUCCUCACCAACAUUGAGGCAACCAAGGCGCUGUCGAGCGAUUUCCAAAUAAAGAAAGAUAAAAUGAACGAAAUUAUAAGCCCGUUUCGGCGAAAUAACAGCACGGAGCCGGUUUUCCUAAGCUCGCAGCGCCCUUUCCUCAGCGGAACCUCCGAGAGCGAGAACUUGCUAGUGGCCAAGAGCGAAGCUGCGGCAAUCGCCGAACAAACAAUCACGGAACAAGCCAGCGCAAUCACCACGAUUAGCACUAUUGAAAAUGUCGUCACGACGGAAAAGUUGGACCAACUUGUGAAUUCCACAGUUGAGUCGCAUAUUGGAAGUCCGACUCGUUCGGAACCGGUGAAUAAAACCAGCUCGGAUGACGUUAUACACGACGUUAUGCUCAAUUCGCGUUCGAGCCUAAUGGUGGCGCCGAUGAUUAACACGACUUUGCCGCCAAUGAACCAUGAUCUCAACCAGAACUCGGCGAACUUGUCGCCGGCGGUGAUUCUGAACUCGCAGAUCUCGCCGAGUCUGAUGUGUCGCAACGCGCCGGAGGCGCUCCUGCAGCCGAAUGUGACCGUGGAAGCGCACACAUCCCCGCUACAUUCCCCCGUUGCGAAUCCGCUGUCGCUCACUGCCGACCCCGAGAAGGUGGUGCUGUUCAAGGCCGCGGUGGAUCUGCUCGAGACGCAGAAGAAGAUCUCGGAGCUGGACAGCCGAAAGGCGAUGGAGAGCAAGGAGCCGAUGAUGAAUAAGAUGAUGAUGAACGAUAUCAUGACGACGUGCACCAGCAACGACGUGAUGCCUUCAAGUAGACUAAGUCAAUUACAAGGGAACAAUUUUGUACCACAAGCGCCACUUUUAAACACGGUACCGACGAUAGCUCAGGACAAUAAGUCUGAUUUUGUCAUACCAGUGCCUGUGAAAGAGAUGACUGGUGUCGCUGAUAAGAAGAACGAGGAUAGGAUGAUCCCGCAGUCGUUCACCUCGCUCACUGAAAACGAACUGAUCAACUUGAUAAACCCUAGUUGUUUCGACCAAGGUAAUAACAGCAACUAUCACUAGCUUUGUAACUAAGUGUUCUUUCUCCUUAAUGUAGCACCAGUAGUUACUAAAAGUGUGUGUAGCACUAGUGUAUAAAUGUAUUGGUGGACAAAUCAAACAUCCGAUUAGUUGUAUAAGUUUGUUUUGUAAGAGACUAACUUUAAAGUUUCGUCGUGUUAACACUCUUUCAUUGCAUGGCUUCUUUUCCUAGUUGCUAAUCCAUUUAUUUUUUUCAGUAUAAAUUCAUUGGUGGAGGCAUCAUUCAUGUUCCGUACUCAUUGCUGUGUAAGGUGUUAUUGUUUGCAUUUAAAAGCUGAGUGUGCUUUUUAAUUGAAUGAUAAGGCACUUAUACAUGCAACUUCUAAUUAAGUACAAGAAGUUACAUUUUUUACGUUGUUCAUAUGUAAUGUUUACAUAUUUGUUGUAAGAUUACCACGUCGUAAUCGAGUAUUAUCGCGGUUGCUCAUCAGCAAUUUGUUCAAAUCUAUGCCAUUUUUGUAAAACAUUGACAAGGUAGUAGGCUCUGUAUAUGUUGUUACGAUUAAGUUUGCUCAAUUACAUGAUAUGCUUUCUAUUUAUACAAAAAAUAAAGAAAAACAAAGAGACUUAAAUUUUCAUCCUAUUCGAUCUGCUUGUGCAAGUUUAUGUCACUUUUUAACGUUUUCUUUAACUUAUGUUCCAUCUUGGAAUUAUGUAAAAUUUUAAUUUUAUUUUUAAAAUGUCAAUGCAAAUAGGCUAAGGAGAAAUCAAAUUUCGACACAGUGUUUUCUAUGAAAACAAACUGUGCAUUAUUUAUACUUGUCGGUAAUUUAUUUUCUAGUUUUAAACGUCAUUGUUUUAUUUAUGAUUAUUUUGUUCAAUCAUUAAAAGUGCUAUAUCUCUUAUCAUUUUAGGUUAUUUUAAACGCAAAACAAGUAUAAAUAAUAUUUAUUACUGUAUAUUAUAUGUAUAAAAUUUGUAUGGCUAUAUGAACCUAUUCAAGUGUUAUGAUUGUUAAAAGGUGUAUAUUUCAGAAAAAAUAUAUAUUGAAUACAA